CAACACCAUCCAGAUCCGGGACCAGACAUCAACAAACGGCUGGCUGAAACCUUCUGGCUUUACCAACACAGUUUGCUCCCAGUUGGGAAAAGUGCGUACGUGUGUGCAUAAUCAUGAUGAGAUAUUGAACCGAGAGGAGCCGUGGUUACCAGGGACGAGUCACGCGGCAUUCAGUUAAAAUAAACAACAUUGGUACUUUUUCUCUUCUUCAUCUAGCGGCUAACCACUCUUCCUCAAUUCUCUGGUCAUCUUUUGUGAUAACCGAAGGGUACAAAGUCUCUCCUUCAAAGGAAAAAGAAAGAGAGAGCGUCGUUAAAGAAACCUUGGAGACCAGAAAAAGCCUACACAAAAUAAAUGGAGGAAACACAAGGAAAAGAGAAAAUCGUGGUGAAGCGCUUUUGUUGGUUCGUUUGGGGGUGAAACAUAAAACACUCAAGAAAAAGGAAGGAGGGGCAUAGAGAGAGUUGGGUGUUGUGUCUUGUCGGCCUCGCUAGUCAGACGAAAACAUUCCGAGCGAACGAGCGGAUCGACUCGCUCGCGUUCCGCAGCAAUCAACAGGUGUCUGUCGCUAACCGAAAAAAUUACGACCAAGGAGCAGACGGUAGCUUGUUUGUUUGAGUCUGUGUUUUGUCGAAUCUUUUAUCGCAAGCACACGUGGAGAAGUAGUGACUUGGCGUAGUAUACUUUAGGUCAUGAAUCUGUUGUUGAGCAACCGUUGGAUCAUUACCUUAUUCCAUAAUUGCCAUCGCCAAUCCGCCAGCAGUUCCUCGUCGUCAGCAGCUAAUUUAUUUAAAUCAGAAUCCGCACAGUGAAACGCCCACCCACAACAAGACAAUUUGUUGAUCAAACAAGUUUUCUCGACUGUCGAGACGCAGUCAAGGCGCUGUGUGCCGAAUACUUUCGGCCACGUUGGUUGUGUGACAGCUUCUCACAUUGACGUCACACUAAAUAAAAAUCUGCCGUCUCAUUCACCGAAACAGAAAUGAUGUUGGUCAGCAAAAUUUGUGCUGCGAUCCUGCUCGCAGUGCUGAGACUCGGAGCGGGAUUGUUACCUUUAAAAGUGUAUCAAAAACUCGACAAGUGGAGCCAACGUGGAGACCUUAAAGCUGCUGAAAAGCAAACAAUCAACAAACGACGAAAACGAGUGGAUUUGUUCAUGUCUGUCUUUUUGUGCUUUGGCGCCGGACUGCUACUUUCCACCUGCUUCAUUCACAUGAUUCCAGAGGUUCGAGAUUCGUUCGACAAGGUGAUUAAAUCGGGUCAGUAUCCGGCUCUGGAACAAUUCCCAUUCUCGGAAGGCAUCGUCGUAUUGGGUUUCUUUGCCGUUUACCUAUUUGAAGAACUCGGAGAACUGUUGAUGGGUCAUGGCGAAAAGAAGAAGAAAAAGAAGAAAACAAAUGCUGCAGGAUCUCCUACGGUCAAUGGCCAAAGUCCUGUUAAAAUGGUCACAUCUGACUCGGAAGAUGAUCGCCACAAGCUGACGAUUAUAACAGUGCCUAAAGAGGACAUAGGCACUAAACGCGUGACUGAGGAAGGAACUGACAACGAUUCCGACGAUUCCAGCCAUCAUGGACACAACCAUCAUGGGCAUAGCCAUGGGCCUCCACCCAUACUGUCGGACCUGGAAGAACGAUCUGUCGCGGCAGCGAUACGCGGCUUCCUGUUGGUCUUUGCACUGUCGUUCCAUUCUAUUUUCGAAGGAAUGGCGAUAGGAUUGCAGCCAACUCUGAAGGACAUUUGGUUCCUAUUUGCAGCCGUUACAGUUCACGAGCUGGCAAUCAUGUUUUGUAUCGGGAUGGAGAUGUUGGCCUCCCACAUUCGUGUAGGCAUUUACAUUGCCUACAUGGUCACACUGGGUCUUAUCACUCCUAUCGGAGUGGCCAUUGGAAUAUUCGUCACGGAAUAUUUUCAAGAUCCUACGCCGUCUCACACGUUAACCAUCGGCAUCCUUCAAGGAGUCGCAGCCGGAACUCUCCUUUACGUCACAUUUCUCGAAGUGUUGGAACGCGAGCGAAGGAAAUCCGGCAAUGGAUUAAUUAAGCUUUUAUCCGUUUUCGUCGGCUUUGUCCUCCUGUCAUCACUUGAAGCCUUGGGCGGUCACGGAGAACCAACAACAGAUCACCAAACACAAACAACUGUCGGAUUAUCGUUUGUUUUGCAACCCGUCACGACACCACGUUACACCUUCUAUUCACCGAGUGCCUGAAAAGCUGCCCAGCGUCAAAGGAUAUAUUCUGUCAUGUUCCUGCGAAGACCUGUAUAACAUUCCCCGUUUUUGUACACAAAAAAAGAAAAAAAAAAGAAAUAAAGACAAAUCUUUUUAUUGAUGGUAAUAUUCAAAGAUGAACGUUUGGUUCAAAAAUGAAAAGAAAAAAAUAAAGAGUUAAAGUUGA
Messenger RNA from Daphnia pulex (common water flea), 2393 nucleotides. Its product is annotated as zinc transporter ZIP3-like. Lineage: Eukaryota; Metazoa; Arthropoda; Branchiopoda; Diplostraca; Daphniidae. The record is from RefSeq and is a predicted model, not a curated record. The coding region runs from base 983 to 2206 and encodes 407 amino acids. Gene Ontology annotation, biological process: zinc ion transmembrane transport. Gene Ontology annotation, cellular component: plasma membrane. Gene Ontology annotation, molecular function: zinc ion transmembrane transporter activity. The transcript is spliced from 3 exons.